Molecule: messenger RNA, 1245 nt
Organism: Triticum turgidum subsp. durum (durum wheat)
Lineage: Eukaryota; Viridiplantae; Streptophyta; Magnoliopsida; Poales; Poaceae
Source: the annotation of a GenBank genome assembly
AUGGCGAGGCCCUCACGCCAAACCCUGGCCCCGCCGUCCGCGACCUCCCUCCGCCGCCUGUACGGACACUCGAAGCCGCCUCCUCCCCCGGCCUCGGCGUUCCGGAGAGCCGCGGCGGCGCUCCUCCUCGCCGCGGCCGUGGCGCUGCCCUGCGCCGUGCUGUACCGAGCCGUCGUGUCGAAUGCGCCUCCGCCGGUGCAGGUCGUGUGGGAUCGCUGGCCCUCGAGGGAGUGGGGCCCGCCACGAGCUCCGGUUGUGGUCCCCGAGCCCGAGGAGGACCGCGACCUCGACCCCAUUUCCGCCGACGAUCUGGACAGUGAAUAUCUCAAACUUGAGCAAGUUCUACAAGCGGCUUCUAUGGACAAUAAGACCAUUAUAUUGACGACGCUUAAUGCUGCAUGGUCUUCUCCAGGCUCAGUUAUAGAUCUUUUCAUUGAUAGCUUCCGGCAUGGUGUUAGAACUAGUUCACUACUGAAACACCUUGUGAUAAUAGCCUUCGACAGGAAAGCAUAUAGGCGAUGUACUGAGAUCCAUACCUACUGUUAUGCUCUUGUAACCGGUAAUGUGGACUUUUCUCAAGAGAAGAGGUUUCUGACUGCUGGGUAUCUGGAAAUGAUGUGGACAAGGCUGGAUUUCUUGCGCCUAGUUCUUGAAAAAGGUUACAGCUACAUUUUCUCGGAUGCAGAUAUAAUGUGGUUUCGCAAUCCAUUUCCAUACUUUUACCCGGAUGGAGAUCUUCAGGUUGCAUGUGAUCACUAUGUAGGCAAUGCAACUGACUUGAGAAACAUAGCUAAUGGGGGGUUCAACUAUGUGAAGUCGAACAAUCAAAGCAUAGAGUUUUACAAGUUUUGGUAUUCUUCACGACUGAGAUACCCUGGUUAUCAUGACCAGGAUGUACUUAAUUUUAUUAAGCAUGAUCCUUACAUUAUGGAUAUUGGAUUAACCAUUAAGUUUUUAAGUACUACAUACUUUGGUGGUAUUUGUGAGCCAAGCAAAGAUUUAAAUGAGGUUUGCACAAUGCAUGCUAACUGUUGCAUUGGAUUGCAAAGCAAACUUCAUGAUUUAAGAAUCAUCAUGGAAGAUUGGAGGGAUUAUAUGUCUAUGCCACCAAGCUUAAAAACACCUGGGGCAUUCUCAUGGAGGGUACCACAAAAUUGCAGGAAAAACCAGUGCAUGAGGAACUCCACCUUUUGUUUGAGAAAGACCCGGCUUAGCAGAUUAUAUCUUGAGGACUCUGCCAGUUGA